Messenger RNA from Sclerotinia trifoliorum, 1832 nucleotides. Lineage: Eukaryota; Fungi; Ascomycota; Leotiomycetes; Helotiales; Sclerotiniaceae. The record is from the annotation of a GenBank genome assembly.
UGGAGACAAGAACAUGACCUUGCUUGCUUGAACAACAUCAUUGGAAUCUGCGGAGUAUCAGCCAUUGCUGCUGGCAUACCUCAAACCCUAUCGUCUGACUUAAGUAUAUCCUCUAUUCACACUAUCCAUCUCGUCCUUCCCCACUACCUCAAAUAUGACAGAUGAACUGUACACCUUUUGCACACCGUACUGACAUCUGAAAAGAGUCCUACACCAUAUACCGCCGCCCCCACCUUCCUCCGCCUAUCCCAUCAGACAAUUAUCUUAUUGGGGAUUGAACAAUCAGACAAGUGCAUUGCGUCGACGUCCUACAUUGAAUACGAACAAGCAUAGAUCAUACUACUUUUUCGGCUACCCCUUAACCAAUUCGUCACUGUCUCACUAGACAUCUUCAUGAUGUUUCGAACAACUCCACCAAGCUUCUUUCGUCAACUGCCCGCUCUCCUUAAGUUUAGGCUUCAUCAACCUAUGCCUUUGACCCAACGGGAGUCUACACAAUUGCUCGAACUUCUCACAACAUCAUUCCGACAACAACUUGACUCCGAGCAUGGACCAUCAAACGCGAGUACCAAAGUCGGAGCAAUUGAAUCCCAUCAACAGCAUGAAAAUGGCAGACCUAGGCGCCGUUCAGAUUCUGGCUACAGGUACACGGAUCGACAUAUUAAAUCCAUUCUUACAAAUCCCCUUUUCAAGCAAGGAACGUCAAAGAGUGAGCCUGGAUCCACGCAAGAUCCCAUGGACACAUUUGAUAGAGCUGUCGGACGCGGAAUGAUGACUGUAAACUCUGCAAAAGCAAUCUUGAUAGCCAAAAAGAGACAACUUCAGUCCUCACAUGAAACAUUAGAAGAAAGUAUGAAGAAAUCGGGUGCCGGUCUCAAAAUUCUAAAGUGGUUGACUUCAAGUGGUCUGAAUCAGAACACCGAGUUCUUGUUGCAGGACCGAAAAUUCGGGGUUCUGCUUUUUGAGUUCAUGCGUGCAGAAGGUUACGAAGAAGUUUUCUGGGAGUGGAUAAAUAAAGCCAUUCAUGCUCCCAGCGCUACGAAAGCCGAAUUCCGUGGUCUUGCUCAGCUCCUUUCUAAAAUCGUUAAACUCACUGCCAAGCUAGAAGCAUCUUUCAACGAUUCUAUUUCUAUUCUACAUCGAAUAACAGACAUGUCGAAAGACCUGCCUUUGCAACAAAUCCAUGACCUUCUCAUAAGUCCUGGCCAACAUAUAUUUCACAUGAUUUUAGAGUCCUCUCGACAAGUGCGAGAAGCUACUUCAAUAGAAUCUUUCAAGACAUUCCAACAAAUUUUACCAGUAUUCAGCAUCCAUGAUGUUGAGCUGCAUACUUUAGACAUUUAUUCUCCAUACCAUCGAUCUGCAAAUCACUUCUUAGAAUUCCUUCGACAACGACCCUCUUCAAUGAAAUCGGAGACUGAGGAUCCCGGAAGACGUUUUGAACAUAAUGAAGCGAAGAAGAUGGUCUCAAUAUCUCUCAUGGCAGCGAAAAUCCUACUUGAGCAAAAUCGGGUCAAUGAUGCAACGUGGAUUAUGGAACGACUGCGCACGAAUUAUCCCAAGCUAUUAGGAAUUGAAGCAGAUAUCCAGGAACGAAAGGGAGAAGUUGACGAGGCAUCAAGCAUUCAAAUACUGGAAUCUUUCAGCAUAACUUGAAUGAUUAUACCAUUGUAACUAUAUUGCGUUUGGCGUUAUUGGGGGGUUUAUUCCCAUGGACUUAUGGGGAAAAUGGACCUAUGGGUGGUUGGAUUGGUAGGAAGUGGAUUUUGUUAACGAUAUCUCAUGGUUAUGUAUAGCAUCAGACCCAAUCCAAGUUUAUGAAUGACUUAUUU